CCGAGAUAAAAGUAGAAUGCUAAAAAAAUGCGACUGUUAUGUCGAGUCCGUCGAGUGUCGAGUGUCGAGCAUAUGUGCUGACAUAAAACAGAAACGAACGUUGCCAUCCGUAUCAGAACUAUCAGCAGAACACAUUAUACACAAAUUUGCGGUAAUGUGUGCAGAUAAGAACCUUUACAUUGGAGUCGACCUGGGUGGCACUAAUGCCAAAGCUGGCGUAAUUACAUUAGAAGGCGAGCUUGUGUGUCGCAAAGACCUCCCAAUCACAGACUUAGAAGAGAACGCUGUCGCAGAAAGACUAGUAGAGUGUAUUCGAGAAGCGUUAAAGUCAUGCAACCACACACUUUCCGAAGUUGCAUGCAUUGGCGUAGGGUCUCCAGGAGGGAUUAGAGAUGGCCUGGUUACAAGCGCAGCCAAUUUCCCUUUGUGGAAAGAUGUUCCGCUCGCACAGAUGAUCAAAGAUCGAUGUGAGGGUGUUACUACAAUUCUUGCAAAUGAUGCUGAUGCUGCGAUUGCCGCAGAAGUAUGGGUAGGAGCUGUAAAGAAACACGGUGCUAGAAAUAUGGCUAUGUGGACGUUGGGCACAGGCGUUGGGUUUGGUGUAGUGAUUGAAGGCGCCGUUGUCAAGGGUUACUCGGGAUUAAUUGAAGGAGGACACGCUAUCGUUGUUCCCGACGGUGACCUGUGUGGGUGCUCGCAAAAGGGUUGUAUAGAGAUGUACGUAUCUGCGUCGAAUGUGGCUCGUAUCGCCAAGGAGGCAGCACGGAAACCUGGGGCUAAGUCAUGCCUGCCUGUGGGUGAUUUCGGAUCGUACGAAGUGUUCCAGGCAGCGGCAAAGGGAGACGAGGUGGCCAAUGCGGCGAUCGACCAAGCGGCGGAUAAGCUCGGCAUGAUGAGUGUCAAUGUGUCGAGAUUCCUAGACGUCGAACUAAUAGUGUUCGCCGGAGGAAUGACCAAGGCCGGCGAUAUCCUACUCGAGAAAAUCCAAACUGCUUUCGACAAGUACACUUGGACCAAGCUGCCCAAUAAUGCAAAGCUAGUAUAUGCCGAGGUGGGCGAGGACUCUGGCGUUAUUGGUGCCGGGGCGAUGGCUAAGUUACAUGUGACUGGCGAAAUCUAAGUGCCAGAAUGCAGUCGAAUAAUAUAGUUGAAAAUAAGUGACAGAAACGAACCAUGAACAUAGGUACGCUAUAAUUAGUACUUCACACCGAAACGCGGAUGUCAGAUAAAAGGCACAUACAAAACAGUACGUGUACCAACUCUUGUGAGAACUCUGUCAAAGUCCAUAUAUAUAUCAGUCGUUAAAGUAUUCCUAGAGGAUAAUUGUAGAUAAUUUACGCAUAGGAAUGGUCUAGUUAAGUAAUUCCGAACUUGGGUCAAAGAAUGACGGCUACAGAGACAGCAUUGUUGCUUUCUCAUGAAAAACACGCUGCGUUCAAAAUAUCACUCACGGCACGCAUGCGUACACAUAAUUCUACGUUAGUUUGUAUAUCCAAUAGUAGUGCGUAUACGUGUACAAAUCUAACCACAUAUGAAAAUUCUGAUAGUCAGUUCAGAGCCUGUCAUUGUUGCGAGUAGGAAAGAGAAAAAGUGGACAUUAGAGCGGAAUAAAAUCGAUCGCGUACACAUACACGC
This is a messenger RNA of Sphaeroforma arctica JP610, 1635 nucleotides long. RefSeq lists its product as hypothetical. Bases 17 to 1120 code for a protein of 367 amino acids. The transcript is spliced from 2 exons. The record is from RefSeq and is a predicted model, not a curated record. Lineage: Eukaryota; Ichthyosporea; Ichthyophonida. Gene Ontology annotation, molecular function: N-acylmannosamine kinase activity; UDP-N-acetylglucosamine 2-epimerase activity.